This is a messenger RNA of Salvia hispanica, 459 nucleotides long. The record is from RefSeq and is a predicted model, not a curated record. Lineage: Eukaryota; Viridiplantae; Streptophyta; Magnoliopsida; Lamiales; Lamiaceae.
AUGGCCGCGCUUCCACCAUCGCCGCCAUGGACCGAACUUCCCGACGAUUUGAUGGAGAAUAUCCUGCAAAGGUUGGACACCGAAGACAUAGUAAUGGGUGCGCAGCUAGUGUGUAGUACAUGGUGGAGACUCUGCAAAAAUCCUGCAUUGUGGCGCGUGAAUGAUCUGAUACAACGAAGUUACACGGCCAGGAACAUCUGCCGUUGCGGGCCCCACAAACUUGGGAGCUUUUGCGAUUGCACAGCUGACAGAUUUUGGAGCAUUUGCCGCUUUGCAGUGGAUCACAGCGAGGGACAAUUGGUCGAGCUAAAGCUUGCCUGUUUUGAAAUGGGUGGCUUCCUAAACUACCUAGCUCAGCGGUUGGUGAACUAUGAUUCUAGAAUCAUUAUUAAUUUACCUUGGAAACGAUUGUCAAUGACUGCCCACACCUCAGAAUCACUUGAUCUCCAGGGAUUUUGA